AUGAAGGCCUUUACACAGCUUCUUCCUCUCUUCGCUUGCCUGGGCUUGGCCGCGCCCAUCGAUUUGACCAAGUCAGGCCUCCACGAGUUAUUUGUUCGCCAGGAUAUUCAGACACCUAUCAAUGCAUCGCUUCCUAAUGUCACCAUCUUUGCAACAGGAGGCACCAUUGCUUCUCAAGGCUCCAGUAACACACAGACUACUGGGUACUCGGUCGGCCUCGGUGUCCAGCAAUUGGUUGAUGCAGUCCCAGAGCUUCUCAACAUAUCCAACAUUGCCGGCUAUCAGAUCUCCAAUGUCGCUUCCGGCAGCGUCAACGAGACCAUCAGCCUGAAACUGGCACACAUGAUCAACGAAGAGCUGGCAAAGCCCGAGAUCUCCGGCGUCAUCAUCACCCACGGAACAGACACCCUAGAAGAGACUGCUUUCUUCCUCGAAUCUACUGUGAACUCGACCAAGCCAGUGGUAUGCGUCGGUGCCAUGCGGCCAGCAACUGCCCUCUCGGCCGACGGACCCCUCAACCUCUACCAAGCCGUCGUCCUCGCCGGCUCUCCGGCUGGCCGUGACCGCGGCACUAUGAUCGUCUUGAACGACCGCAUCGGCUCCGCCUUCUACACCACCAAGAACAACGCCAACAGCCUGGACACCUUCUUCUCCACCGAGGCCGGCCAGCUCGGUACAUUCGUCAAUCAGGUCCCGUACUUCUUCUUCGCGCCUUCCGAGCCCGUCGGCCGCAUCGUCUUCGACGUCUCCAACGUGACUGACCUUGCUCAAGUCGACAUUCUGUACGCGCACCAGGAUAUGGAUCCCACUCUAUUCAACGCAUCGGUUGCCGGCGGCGCUGAGGGUAUUGUGUACGCCGGUGUCGGCGCGGGUGGCAUGUCCAGCAAAGCGAAUCUGGCAGCCGAGAAGCUGUACAAUGCGACUAGCAUCCCGAUUGUGGCAUCACAUAGGAGCACGGACGGUAUGGUGCCGCCGGGCACCGACUUCAUCAUCUCGAGUGGGUUCUACAAUCCGCAGAAGGCGAGGAUCUUGUUGCAGCUGGGUCUGACUGUGGGGUGGAGCAACGAGGAGAUCGCGGAGGCGUUUACGAAGAGUCUGCCGAUGCUGUGA
Messenger RNA from Didymella exigua CBS 183.55, 1110 nucleotides. Its product is annotated as L-asparaginase. Gene Ontology annotation, molecular function: asparaginase activity. The transcript has a single exon. The record is from RefSeq and is a predicted model, not a curated record. The coding region runs from base 1 to 1110 and encodes 369 amino acids. NCBI's taxonomy places the organism in Eukaryota, Fungi, Ascomycota, Dothideomycetes, Pleosporales, Didymellaceae.